Molecule: messenger RNA, 1960 nt
Organism: Temnothorax curvispinosus
Lineage: Eukaryota; Metazoa; Arthropoda; Insecta; Hymenoptera; Formicidae
Gene: ArfGAP3
Product: ADP-ribosylation factor GTPase-activating protein 2
Exons: 8
Coding region: 251-1864 (537 amino acids)
Biological process (GO): COPI coating of Golgi vesicle
Molecular function (GO): GTPase activator activity
Source: RefSeq, a predicted model, not a curated record
GGUCUUUAGAUCGCGAAGCACCGCACCGCCUGGAUCGCGUCUCCGUUACCCGCGCGAUAUAUAGCAAUAUAUAAGUGCACUUCGUACGCUUCUUGCUUUGUCGCGCUCGUUACGUCUUUCCCGCUCCCAAAUGCAUCGUCACUGAGUGUCCCCCGCGGCGCCCCGGACUCCGGAGCGUAACCAUACAUACCAGCUUUCGCCACGCGUCCCAGAAUUACAUCGCUGACGCGCGCUGACGACACGUCAAAAAAUGGCAGAUUCUGCGCCCAGCAAGACCGACAUCGAGGAUAUUUUCAAGAGGCUGCGGGCUAUCUCGACGAACAAGGCAUGUUUCGAUUGCAACGCGAAGAAUCCAGCAUGGGCCAGCGUAACGUACGGCGUCUUUUUGUGCAUCGACUGCUCGGCGGUGCAUCGCAGUCUGGGGGUACAUCUCACCUUCGUCAGAUCCACCCAACUAGACACAAACUGGACGUGGUUGCAGCUAAGAAAUAUGCAACUGGGUGGUAAUGCCAAUGCUAGAAAAUUCUUCUCGCAACACAAUUGCACCACGAACGAUGCCCAGCAGAAGUAUAACUCGCGCGCGGCUAUGAUGUACAGGGAGAAAUUGGGCCAGGCAUCCGCGCAAGCGAUGCGCCGUUAUGGCACAAAGGUUUCCUUUCCUACGUCAAAAAAUAAAACAAUGCUGCACUUGGAGGAAGGUACAGAAAUUGUAUCGGAAGAAGCAAAUGAGCCGGAUUUCUUCAAACAACACGAGAACUUAGAUCUGCUUCAGAACGAAAUGAUAAUUCCGACAGAAGAAAAGGCGUUCUUCACAUCUAACACAACAGUGCCAAGCAAUGACAGCAUAGAGAAAAGUACACCGGAAGUUGCCUCUAAUUCCUUGGGACCCUCUGUAAAUCUUUUCGAUUCUACCUCAAACAAUCCGCAAUCUGAAAGGAAACCAACUAUAGGUGGCAGAACAGCACAAUCCAAACGUCCUGGUGGGCUAGGGAAAAAAACCGGAAGCUUAGGUGCUCAGAGAGUGAAAACCAAUUUUGACGAACUGGAGAAAAGCGUUGCAGAGGCGCAUAAGCUGGCGCAAGAAAAUAAUAAAGAGGUGACGAAGGAGCAACAAGAGGAGCUCGCUACUCGUCUAGCCCAGCGGUACGAACAAAAUUUGAGCCAACAGGCCAAGAAGGUGGAAGAAAGAGCGAAAAAUCUGGAUCCGUUGAAAGCCACACAGGCGGAACGUCUUGGAAUGGGAUUUAACGCACGAAGUGGUGCAACUCAUUCUGCACUUGGCGACAUGAAGACAAUAAUGCAGGAUUUGGAGAAAGCCAUGACAUCAACGGAGGUGCUCUCCGGAGAAACGGACACUUUCUUCAGCCUAGACGAAUUUUAUUCUGUUUACAGCACAGCUAACAGCAAGCCGUCCUCGCGUAACGAGGAAAUUGUGGUAGUGGCGGAACCGGAACCGCCUAAGCGAUUAGGCCCUUCCACUCGAAGCACGAUCGCAAAGAGCGACGCGAAAGCUUCGUCCACUGUCGAAGGAGAGGCUCAGAAGAAAUUUGGUAGCGCCAAGGCUAUCAGUUCGGAUCAAUACUUUCAAGACAGUAGCUCCGACAAUGCGUGGGAACGUAAGAAUAAUUUACGCCGUUUCGAGGGCUCGUCUAGCAUCUCGUCGGCCGAUUACUUCGGCACCGAAAGCCCAACCUCGCCCACAUCCUCGUUAUUAUCCAUGCGUCUGUCUGCGGGAAGAGCCGGCGUCGUAGAUCUUGACGAUGUUCGAGAGAGCGUGCGUCAGGGUGUGAAUAAGGUUACCGGGAGGCUGAGUUCGCUCGCUAACGCAGCAGUCUCCUCUAUACAGGAUCGUUAUGGACUCUAAAUGAAUCUAUCGGCAUUUUACGAGAACUGUUAUAAUACUUAUCCGGACCCGGUCUUGUCCAUUGUUCAGAGUUGUAAAUAAAACCUUCUAAUUGAG